Messenger RNA from Monodelphis domestica (gray short-tailed opossum), 3645 nucleotides. Lineage: Eukaryota; Metazoa; Chordata; Mammalia; Didelphimorphia; Didelphidae. The record is from RefSeq and is a predicted model, not a curated record.
GGAAGCUGAAAGAAUCUGACUCAGAGGAUCACAAUAAUAUAAGGCUAGAUAUCCUGCCAUCCAUCAUUCAUGAAACUUGAUUGUAGUAACUGCUCUGAUAACAAAGCUGUUGGAAUUAGGGAGGUAUGAAUGUGGACACAGCUAUUAGAAAGUGAGAGUGAUUGAUACCUGAUGGGGCAAUCUUAUUUGCAUGAUUAAACCAAAAUGGAUUCCUAGCACUGGAUAGACUUAAAAGGAUAAUAUAUUGGGAGAUGGAGCUAUAAGCUAUAAGCUAUAAGACAGAGGAAGAAAAAAAAAACCAUAAGAAGGACAGGAAGAAAAGAGACUAGGCUAUAAGAAUAAAUGAUAACACUGGGAAAAACCUGAAGGCUGGAGACGGGAAGAGAAGGGAAGGAGAGGGGAGAAGAAAAGAAAAUCCACAACCUGUGGAACAAAAUCUAGAGCUACAGUUUGUUUUUCUGAAAGAGAAGAAAGCACCUGAAGAUUGUCUAUUUCUUUUCUUUUUCCCCCAAGACUCAGUUAAUGAAAAAAAUACUCUUACCUUCAUAGCAGGAGGGGGAAAAAAAGAGCCAAGCUGAGCUAAAACUCAAUUUGGGUUUUGGUCAGAGGAGAGAGCUGAAGUGAAAUCCAAACUGUCUCUUUUGGUGCAUCUGAAUGAAAUAGCUGCCUGUGUAAACUGAGGAGAACUCAGCCCUGGUUCAAGAUCUCUGCAUCCCCUCACUUUUGUGAUUUCUAGAGGAAAUAGCUGGUAUAGUUUUAUUUUUGUACACAUAUUUAUUUCUCCUUUUUUAAACCACUUUCUUUGGUGGUAACCUAGGACACAGAGAAAGUAUCUUAAUUAUAGUCACACCAGUUUAAGAUUUUCUUUAACCAUAUGUACCUUUUUUUAAAGGGCCAGGAGGAAGGGUCAUUUUAGGGAAAGGACAUUUCUUAUUUGCAAGGCUUAGGAAGACAUACAGACAUAUUGAUACAUAAGCAAACAGGAGAAGAAAAUUUCAGGGGUUGAUUUCAUUCCAAAAUCGAUGGAAGAAAAGGCCAGGCACCGAAACAGCUCUGAAAAGAGCCCCACAAGCAGGAGUGAGUCUGAUCCUGGCACAGAUGUUGGUUCUGAAUUGGGUGGAGUAGCACUGAAGAAAGAGAUUGGGUUGGUCAGUGCUUGUGGGAUCAUUGUAGGAAACAUCAUUGGCUCAGGAAUUUUUGUCUCCCCAAAGGGAGUUCUGGAGAAUGCUGGCUCUGUGGGCCUUGCUCUGAUUGUAUGGAUUGUAACAGGGCUCAUUACAGCCAUUGGUGCAUUGUGCUAUGCUGAACUUGGAGUUACUAUCCCUAAAUCUGGAGGAGACUACUCUUAUGUCAAGGACAUCUUUGGAGGACUGGCCGGAUUUCUAAGGCUGUGGAUUGCCCUGCUAGUUAUCUACCCCACCAACCAGGCGGUCAUCGCUCUCACCUUCUCCAGUUAUGUGCUGCAGCCAUUUUUUCCCAUUUGUUUUCCUCCAGAGUGUGGGCUUCGACUCCUGGCUGGAGUCUGUUUAUUGCUUCUCACCUGGAUCAACUGUGCCAGUGUUCGAUGGGCCACCCGAGUACAGGACAUCUUCACAGCUGGAAAGCUCUUGGCCCUGAUCCUCAUUAUCGUCAUGGGGAUUAUCCAGAUCUACAAAGGACACUACUACUGGCUAGAGCCCAAACAUGCAUUUGAGAAUUUCCAAAAGCCAGACAUCGGCCUCAUCGCCUUGGCUUUCCUUCAGGGCUCCUUUGCCUAUGCAGGCUGGAACUUCCUUAAUUAUGUGACAGAAGAGCUGGUGGAUCCUUGCAAGAACCUUCCUCGAGCUAUUUUCAUCUCCAUCCCACUGGUCACAUUUGUAUAUGUCUUUGCCAACAUCGCUUAUGUCACUGCGAUGUCCCCCCAGGAGCUACUGGCCUCCAAUGCUGUGGCCGUGACCUUUGGAGAGAAGCUUCUGGGGCUCUUCUCCUGGAUCAUGCCCAUUUCCGUCGCUCUGUCUACAUUUGGUGGAGUCAACGGAUCUCUCUUUACAUCCUCCAGAUUAUUCUUUGCUGGAGCCCGGGAGGGCCACCUGCCCAGGGUCCUGGCCAUGAUCCAUGUAAAGCGUCGAACUCCGAUCCCUGCACUCCUCUUCACAUGUAUCUCCACCCUGUUGAUGCUGGUGACCAGCGACAUCUAUACACUCAUCAACUAUGUAGGCUUCAUCAAUUAUUUGUUCUAUGGUGUCACCAUUGCUGGGCAAAUUGUCCUGCGUUGGAAGCAGCCUCGUAUCCACCGCCCCAUCAAGAUAAAUCUGUUGUUCCCUGCUAUCUACCUGUUCUUCUGGGCCUUCCUGUUGGUCUUCAGUCUGUGGUCGGAGCCUGUGGUUUGUGGUAUGGGCCUGGCUAUCAUGGUGACAGGUGUUCCUGUCUACUUUUUGGGGGUGUCCUGGCAACACAAACCCCAGGGUUUCAAUGACUUUGUCGCUUCCCUGACCUCAGUGAGCCAGAAGCUGUGCAGAGUCGUGUAUCCUCAGAUGGAUAAGAAGCCAUCAAGAGAGGAGGAAUCAAUGGAUGAAGUGAGAGAGCAGCAGCCCAUCUACAAGUCUUCUACGACCCGCUGGGCGAAGUCCACAGACUCAUCCCACCUCUGAUGCUGACCCGCUCUUCUCCAAGCUUCUAUGGACAGGCUUCCCUUCCUGCUGGAGCCACCCACUUCUUACUCGGGAGCUUAUUCUACAGCCUCAGCUACUCAGCCUGAGAGGAAAGACUUGGAGAGGAGCGUGCCCUGAGGGCUAGUGCCAUCUUGUCUCUUUCCUAUUGCCCUAAAGGGCUCCCUUUCUUUCCAAACAAUCCUCCAGACCCCCUUCCUCGGAUACUCCAAUCCAAACAGUACCUCCCCUCUCUCCCUUCAGGACUGAUUUCCAAAGAUAGGACAAACCAAUAACAUAAAGACAAAAGAGGCCAUUUGUGAGGGGAGAUUGAAGGCAGACCCUAAAUCUCUAGAUUUCAGAAAAAUCCAUCUAAUAACUGCACCUCCUUUCUCCUCCCUUACUAGAGAAGAUGAAUGCCUUUAACUGGCUACCCAAGGCAAUGAGGAUUAAGUCCUUUGCUAUUUCUUAGGACAGACAGACUCUGUCUCUUAGUUGAUUUCCAUAUGUUUCAUAGAAAUGCAAUGUUGGUCCUUUGUAAUAAGGCUAAUUUUUAACACAUCUCCAACCAUACCUGCAGGGUUAGAGAUGAAGGUGUGGAUAUUGGAUCUUCACAGCCUUCUGAGAUCUGUUCGUUUCUCCCUUGCUCUCUAGCCUUUCUCACUUACCACCCAUCCCCAUAGAGAUCCAGAGCUAGGGCAUUUUCCAUCUCCCAUAACCCUCCCAGGGCCCUUCUUCAAUCUCCCCAAUUACCCUGGAAUUCCAGGGAUAGAUCCAUUUCCUUCCCUCCCCCUUUUAACACCUGGUCUGGGGUAGUUUCCCAUCUCUACCCCACUGUUUCAUAUGAUUAAGUAAACAAGACAGGUUUUGAUAAGAGCAAGUAGCCAAGGUGCAGGGAAGGGGAGACAACCCCCUCCUAUUGACCCUCCUUUCUCAUCCCCCUAAAUCUUUUCCUUGUAUAAUUGUUUUUUGUAAAGUGGAUGCUUUACUUUUUGGAUAAAUAUUUUUGAAGCUGUUA